Molecule: messenger RNA, 1497 nt
Organism: Betta splendens (Siamese fighting fish)
Lineage: Eukaryota; Metazoa; Chordata; Actinopteri; Anabantiformes; Osphronemidae
Exons: 11
Coding region: 1-1368 (455 amino acids)
Source: RefSeq, a predicted model, not a curated record
AUGAAUAUUAAUGUGGCCUUAAGGGCGCGAACUCCCAAGUUACACUUCACAAGACUAUGUCUCUCUACUGCCAGGCCUUGUACAACUCUACCUGAACCCACGCUGCACGUGGGCCGGAGGUCCGGCGCCUCCGUGAGCCUGGUCUGCCGCACGGCGGGGGGCCGUCGGGGGCGGGAGUUCGCCUUGUACGAAUACAGAGAGAAGGUGGACUCUCGGGAGCUGCCGUCCGACGCGUCAGAGGUCCACUUCAACGUCAGUGUGAACGAGGGGGAUUCUGGCUCGGAUCGACUCUUCUGCUGUCUGUACAAAACCAAGCGGGGCUGUUUCAGUGCCUUCAGCCCCUAUUUGAAGCUGGAGCAGCGAGAUGUGGCCCCGCCUCCCCCCACGCCGGCCCUCCCUCCCCCGCUCCUGUCCGUGGAGCCGCCCUCGGGCGCCGUCAGCCGCGGGGCCGUGCUGUCCUUCAGCUGCUCCGUCCCCGCCCUCGGAGGCCAGUCCGGGUCUCGGCCCGGGCCCGAAGGCGACCCGCCCACCUUCCUGCUGCUGAGGACCCCGGAGCGGGCGGGGGCGCCGGCCGUCGCGCUCCGGCCCCAGGCGAGCCGGGCCGCCGGCGCCGAGGCCCGGCCGGGGGUGUUCGCCGUGGGGCCGGUGACGGCGGGAGAGCAGGGCGCGUACAGCUGCAUGUACCAGAUCAGCAAGGACCGGGGAGCGGUCAACUCAAGCGUCAGCAACACGGUCCGAGUCACCGUCUCAGACGCGCCGCCCGCCCCCACCUUGGAGCUGCAGCUGCAGACAGAUGUGUGGCGGCUGCUGUGCACGGGCUCUCCUUCCUACCCCGGCGCCGUCUUCUCCGUGUACGCGGCGGACGGCGAGCUUCCUGUCGACACCCGACGCGCCUCAGCGACCGAGCACCGGGCCCGGUUCCCGGUGCCGGUGCAGAACGCGACCGCGGCCCGGUACCAGUGCCAGUACAGCGUCCAGCUGGGAAGCUACUGGAGCCACUCUGAGCGCAGCGCGCCCCUGGUUUUAACCAAAGAAAUAUCCCCUACUCCAACACCAGCUGAGCCCGCGGUGGACCUGCCUCUGGUUCUGGGCUCCUUCUCUGCGGCGGUGCUGUUCCUGUGCUCCGUGGCGCUGGCGGUCGUGAUAGCGCGCACACAAGUAAAAGCAGCAGCUGAGAAAAAGAAGAAAAGGCAGGAAGCUCAGUUCUGGUCUCAGGUCCACGCGAGGGAUCACGUCGUCGAACUCACACUGAGGCGUUCAAGCUUUUCAUCCCAGGAAUGGGUCGGUGGGGGCACUGAGACCACCCCCACCACACCCCCACUGUGGAACCCCCUCACCACCUUCACAGCUCCACUUCAUCCGCGUUAGAGGUGUUUGUUUCUGUGGGAGCACACGUGUGUGUGUGUGUGUGUGUGUGUGUGUGUGUGUGUGUGUGUGUGUGUGUGUGUGUGUGUGUGUGUGUGUGUGUGUGUGUGUGUGUGUGUGUUUAUACAUUAA